This is a messenger RNA of Seminavis robusta, 2439 nucleotides long. The record is from the annotation of a GenBank genome assembly. Lineage: Eukaryota; Bacillariophyta; Bacillariophyceae; Naviculales; Naviculaceae.
AUGUCACUUUCCAACCACGGCAGCAGCUACCACAACAGAAAGAAGUCUCCGCCGAAGUCACCCCCAAAGUCUCCCACUCCAAGCAGUCCUCUACCUAAACUGGCCGCCAAGACAGCCCAUGCCUUUCAUGCCAUGGGACACGGCAUUGAAAAGGCCGCAAAGACCGCCGCCGCUCCCAUUCAAAGAGUGAUUCCUCACCACCAGAACAAAAGAAAUGAAGGCCUCGUCAAGACCAAACAAGGAUCCAGGAACCGCAUUGGACUCUUUGAUGAAUUCAGUACCUUUGAAGACGAUGACGCCGACAAAGACGGUGACGCUUCUGUCAUCAGUUCCACUCCAUCCGAGACCAAAAACAUCAAAUUUCAAGCACACGAUUUCCAUGGACAACACAGCAACAACUUUUACAAGUACUACUCCAUGGGGAGAUUGAUCUACAAGACACGGUUUUGCCGCGUCAAUGUUUGUCGCUCGUACUUGACCAAGCAAGAACGGGUCGUCAAGGUUGUAAGGGAGACCACGUCGGAAUGCCACGAAUUUGAAAUUCUCAAAGAUUCCGAUCAUCCCAAUGUCCCAACCAUGUACGAAGUCUUUCAGGGCAAGAACAAAAAUGAAUUCUUUCUCGUCAUGAAAUAUUGUCAAGGAGGAACUCUGUUGGAUUUGCUGCACGGUAAUACACAACGCCCUAUUAUUGUUGGCCCCCCUCGUAUAUUGGAAGGUGGAAAAGUCAUUGGUGGAUUUGUCCAGGGACGCUUCAAGAAUGGAGCCGACAUGCUCACUACCAUUGCCACGGAAGGACCGCCCCGGCCCAUUCGAUCUUGCGAAAAGCAGGACGAACAACCCUCGUCCACCCGAGCCACCACAAGAUCUACAGCCUUGACACCGCCCGCUCCGUGGCGAGAUGACACCGAAUGGGAUGUCACGGGAGCCAAAGGCUCGCAUAAGACGGUCAUGAGAGGCUGCUCUCCUACACGCAAGGAUAGAUCUCCCACACGCAAGUCUCCAACUCGAAAUAAUAAUGAUAGAUUACCAACUGCUCGCAAGGGUAGAUCCCCCACACCCAAGGACAAAGAUCCACCACGCAAGAGGCAUUCGUAUCCCAACACUCAUACACGAAAAAGUCCAAACCGAAAAAGUCCCAACAGACAAAGUCCCAACUCGAGACAAAAUCCUCCUAUUCCGAGACAUGACAAUCCACAGGAAGACGACGACUGCGAGGAUGAGGACAAUAUAGCCGAAGAUCCCCAUGAACACAUUCGUCGCAAGUUUGGAAACCAAAAACAAAAGCAAACACACUGUAAGAGCCCCUUAUCCGAAGCAGACGCCAAACUCAUCAUGCUACAAUUAUUGGCAGGUCUUUGCUACUGUCACGACAAUGGCAUUGUCCACUGUGACGUCAAGCCCGGAAACCUCAUGUUCAACUACCCCAAAGAUAUUAGUUACAUCACACUCAUUGACUUUGAUACCUCCUUUCGACAAAAAUCUCCCGACGACACCAUGAACUACCAACGCGCGCCAGGAACCGGACAAGAUGCCGCCUAUCUGGCACCUGAAGUGGUCCAAGAGUUUCCUCAGUACAAUCACAAAUCGGACGUGUGGUCUGCCGGCGUGACACUCUACAAAAUGCUCUCCAACACACUCCCCUUUGUCGAUAGUCCUCACGAUACCGAGGAAGAUAUUCGUCGCAAUAUUCUGUCGGGUCGACCCGUCAUGUUCCCCGACGAGCAUUGGGGUAGUAUUUCCCGAGACGCAAAGGAAUACAUUGCCUAUCUCUUGAAUCGUCGUCCUGCCGAUCGUCCCAGUUCACGAAACGCCGUGAAUCACAUUUGGUUGGCCUCGGCACGAGAACAAGUGGCCAGCGUCUUGGACCCAAAGCUGGCGGACGAGUCGGGAGCCGCCCGAGUGCUGCACAAUCUCCGCAAAUUCAAUGCCGCCGAUACCAAAAUGAAAGAAGCCGUCUGUGCCUUUAUCGCCACACACUUAUUGACGACCGAAGAAGUUCGGACCAUUGACCGCGUCUUUCAAGCAUUGGACACGCAACGCAAUGGCAAAAUUCAUCGAUUCGAACUCAAACAGGCGUACUACAAGGUCUACAACAAGUUCAUUACCGAAAAGGAACUUGACAAGCUUAUGCAACGAAUCGAUCUCAACGGGAACAAUGUGAUUGCCUAUUCCGAGUUCAGAAUGGCUGCCGUGGACAAGCAUGAUCUUCUGAGCAAACAACGACUCAAGAAUGCCUUUGAUUUGUUUGAUAAGCAGGGGAAAGGACACGUGACACAUGAUGAGGUUCGAAACAUGUUUCGUUUUAUGGACAUGGAUAUGAAUUACUUGACAAAGAUCCUCCUUCAAGUAGACAAGAACAACGAUGGGGAGAUAUCCUUUGAUGAGUUUGUCUUGAUGAUGACGGACAGUGGACUGCACAAAUCUGCCACGCCUAAGUAG